GGCAACAGCACAGGCUGGUGUUGCACAGAGGCCCUGUGCAGCCACCUUGUUCCUGUUGUCCCCAGGCUUUAACCAUUUUUUUUCUCAUGUGCCCUUAGGGACAGAUCUUGGUGGGACAAGAGAGGGACCUUCCAGCAUGGCCUGGAGAAGGAGGAUGCAAACCCUGACAUCACGCGGCCAACAGUGAUAAUCACACCCACUCACAGCAUGGCAAAGACAAAGGCUUCUGCUCCCAACCUGGAUUUUUUUGGCGAGAGAGUUGUUUCCCACCCAAAUGAAGUGCCAGAUUUUGUGAGGAACAUGCACCAGAGACUUGUGUCUGGUGCACCUCCAGAUGACAGGAUGUUCAUGGACAUCCUGAGGCUGGCUGAGGCACACCCUGCUGAUGUUGCAGUCACUCUCCUACGCUGUGCCCCAUCAUGUGACAGAGCUGCUACAAUCAUGUGGAGGACCAUAGCUUCAUCAGGAACGGCAGUGGACAAGGUGCUGCCAACACUGCUCUGUGUGCUGGAGGACUGGCCACUGCACAGAAUGUCCACCUCUGAUGGGGACAAAACAAGAGUCUUUGCCCUUGCUGCAACCAAGGUGGUUUGGGAGAUCCUCCGCCUGCCCUGGUGCCCAGCACCAUUUAUGGAAUAUUCCCCCCGCCUCCUUGUGGCUCUGCUCUUCCAAGUUUUUGUCAGCACAUUAGAUAUGCCACAGGAGGUUGAUACCUUCUGGAAGGAAUGCCAGGAGCAACACGGCCUUGCCAUCAGCCCCAACAGGUUUGCAGUGCAGACUCUGAAGGCACUGUUCCGCCAUCUGCGGUGCCUGGAUUUACUGGUGGCAAUGGAACGCAAGCGUGGCUGGGACACGCUGCUCUGCGCUGACACCCACCAUCAUGCUGUGGGUCUGCUGGCCAGGGAGAUGCACCGUACCUCGAACCCCUUGUGUUCCUGCAUUGCACUCCGCCUGCUGGGGCUGCUCAGCACACAGGAGGCACACUGGGAUCUGCCUGCCCUGGCAUUCCUUGUGGAGGUCCUGGAGUGCCAUGAGAUGAGGGAAUGGAGUGACAGUGCCCUGGAGAUCAUUUCAAGGUGCCUGCAGUGCAAAUCCAGGGAAAAACGUCGCUUGGCACUCAGAGGCCUUGUGGUUCUCAGCAAAGAUCUCUCAGUGGCCGAAGGCAUCCGGAGUAUGACACCAAGUCUCAUGGCCCUACUGCAGGAUGCAGAUGGAGAGGUGGUUGCACUGAUCCUCUCUGUAUUCCUAAAUGAACUGCAGAACAGAGCCACCCUAAUAUCCAGUCCCACUGCCCUGCAGCUGGCUGGGGCACUCCGGCCACUCUUUGACAAGGACAACAGCCAUGUGCAGCUGCUCUCCAUUCGCCUCUUCCAAGAGGUGAUGGAGCUGGUAAUGGAAGAGGGAAAAAAACCCCUGAAGAAACAUGUGAGCAAGAGCCUUCUCCCACUCUUCUUCCACUGCCACGAUGAGAACCAGCAGGUGGCUGAGGCCGCUUGGAAAACACUGCUUUGUGCGACCAAGUUCAUGAAGAGGAGGCGAUUGAAGCAGCUGGUGAGGAAGGGACAGCUGUGGAAGUUCGCUGAGGUCCUGCUGGCACAGGACGAGAGCCGAGCGGCCGAGUACCUGCACCAGGCCCUGCCGUACCUGCAGAACCCACAGGAGCCCCUGCGAGCAGCGGCCAUCAGGUUCAUGGGGAUUGCCGGGCGGCUCCUGAGGGGGCAGAAGAAAGAGCUGCAGCUCAUUUACAAAUCCCUUGAGAACAUGGUGGAUGACAGCAGCCCUGCCAUCGGAAACCUGGCAGUUCAAACACAGUACAUUGUCCAGGCAAUAGAAAGGGCUCGGUAUUCCAUCUUUGAAAACCUGCAAGGUCAGCUGCGCAGGGCAUGGAGGACACGGCCUCGUCUGUUGGGUCUCCGCUGGCUGCGCUGCUGUAGCUCUGCUGGCAACUGAUCUGGCAGGCUGUGUCUGCUGGGCCCGCCUGAGAGAGCAGCGAUUUUCCUUUUCCGUAGCAUCGUUCCUUUCUUCUUUUUGUUUUCUUUAUGUAUGUAAAUAUAGCAUAUGUUAUAAUA
This is a messenger RNA of Cyanistes caeruleus (blue tit), 2069 nucleotides long. NCBI's taxonomy places the organism in Eukaryota, Metazoa, Chordata, Aves, Passeriformes, Paridae. The record is from RefSeq and is a predicted model, not a curated record.